This is a messenger RNA of Prunus armeniaca (apricot), 516 nucleotides long. NCBI's taxonomy places the organism in Eukaryota, Viridiplantae, Streptophyta, Magnoliopsida, Rosales, Rosaceae. The record is from the annotation of a GenBank genome assembly.
AUGAGGAGUUCUGUGCCAUGCAAAGGCCAUUUGUUACAGAAAUUUAUAAAGGAAUGCUGGUCUAAAUGCUGGUGUAACAAGAAAUGUGGAAACCGGAUAGUUCAGCAAAGCAUCACUGUGAAGUUGCAGGUGUUUUUGACACCCGAAGGGAAGGGGUGGGGUCUUCGAACACUGGAGGACUUGCCACCAGGGGCUUUUGUUUGUGAGUAUGUUGGAGAGAUAUUAACCAACACGGAACUACAUGAGCGAAAUGUGGGAAGUCCUGGUAACAAGAAUACACGCUACCAAGUUCUACUAGAUGCAGGUUGGGGCUCGAAGGGUGUCUUGAAAGAUGAAGAGGUCCUUUGCUUGGACGCUACAGUUUAUGGAAAUGUUGCGAGAUUUAUCAAUCACAGAUGUUCUGAUGCUACCUUGGUAGAGAUCCCGGUGGAAGUGGAGACCCCAGAUCAUCACUACUAUCAUAUUGCCCUUGAUGCCAUGGAGGAGCUGACUUGGGUAAGAGGGGUUAGGAGCUGA